This is a messenger RNA of Fusarium fujikuroi IMI 58289, 2412 nucleotides long. Its product is annotated as related to sterol glucosyltransferase. Gene Ontology annotation, biological process: carbohydrate metabolic process. NCBI's taxonomy places the organism in Eukaryota, Fungi, Ascomycota, Sordariomycetes, Hypocreales, Nectriaceae. The transcript is spliced from 11 exons. Bases 1 to 2412 code for a protein of 803 amino acids. The record is from RefSeq and is a predicted model, not a curated record. Gene Ontology annotation, molecular function: UDP-glycosyltransferase activity; hexosyltransferase activity.
AUGUCGAAAUCAAGAUCUCAAUCUCCGUCCAAAGGCAAGGAAGCGCAAGACACUGACAAUGUCUUGGACAUUCCUUGGGAUGCGCCACCGCCGUACGAGCUACAUUCCUCUGGGUCAGUCCUAGCUAGCACGUCGCGCGUGAAUGACUAUGGAAAGGUCGAUAUUGAGUUCUCGUCGCUGCAGCCCGACGAAGUCAAUCGCCUUCUUCCUCCCGACAAAGCCCAAGAAAUUGAACCAAGCAGCAGCUUCUCCACCGCUGCUCCCUCCGGGCCAUGUCCAGCUCUUAAUGUCGUCAUUCAAGUUGUCGGUAGUCGAGGCGAUGUUCAACCCUUCAUCGCCCUCGGCGUCGCUCUACAGCGAUACGGCCAUCGCGUGCGACUAGCCACUCAUGAUACCUUUACAGAUUUUGUUCGUUCAUCUGGUCUAGAGUUUUACCCCGUCGGGGGAGACCCUGAAGAUCUAAUGGCUUACAUGGUCAAAAAUCCCGGCUUGAUUCCUUCCAUGGAAAGUCUUCGAGGUGGCGAUAUCGGUCGAAAGCGCGUCAUGAUUCAUGAUAUGCUGAGAGGCUUUUGGAGUUCUUGCGUCAAGCCCGACCCCGUAUCAAAUCGUCCCUUUGUCGCCGAUGCUAUCAUCGCAAACCCGCCCAGUUUCGCCCACGUCCACUGCGCUCAAGCAUUGGGUAUCCCUCUUCACAUGAUGUUCACAAUGCCCUGGACAGCGACGAAGUCAUUUCCUCAUCCUCUGGCCAAUAUUCAGUCUCAAAAUAUGGAUCCCAGGGCUUCCAACUACCUCAGUUACGGUGUUGUUGAUCUAAUGACUUGGCAAGGACUUGGAGAUGUCAUCAACGCAUGGAGAGUUAAGGACUUGCAUCUGGACCCACUAGCCGCUGCUGUUGGGCCCGAUAUUGUUGGCCUGAUGAAAGUACCAUAUACGUAUUGCUGGUCACCAGCUCUAGUUCCGAAACCUAGUGACUGGGGAGAAAGCAUUGAUAUUUGCGGAUUCUUCAUGCGAGACGAACCCGCCUAUACUCCUCCCCAAGACCUAGCAGAUUUUCUGGCACGGGGACCACCGCCAGUCUAUAUCGGCUUUGGAAGUAUCGUCAUCGAUGACCCAACAGCUCUAACAAACAUCAUCAAAGAGUCGUGCAGGGUUGCAGGGGCCAGAGUGAUUAUAUCUCGUGGCUGGAGCAAGCUAGGUGGUAAUGACCCUAGCACUAACUCUGUCUUCUACUUGGGCGAUUGCCCUCACGAAUGGUUGUUCAAGCGCGUUGCUGCUGUUGUCCACCACGGUGGUGCAGGCACUACGGCUUGUGGCCUCGUUAAUGGUCGGCCAACCACCAUUGUACCAUUCUUCGGCGAUCAGCCCUUUUGGGGAAGUGUCGUUGCCUCCAACGGAGCAGGUCCAUCACCUAUCGCCUACAAGAGCAUCUCCGUGGAUAAGCUCAGUUCCGCAAUCAAGUUCUGCCUCAGUCCCGAGGCUCAGGCUGCUGCCAACAGGAUUGCGACACAGAUGAGAGAAGAGAGUGGCGUUAACACCGCAGUCGACUCUUUCCAUCGGCAUCUACCCGUGGCCAACCUCACUUGCGAUCUCAUUCCGCACAAUGCUGCUAAAUGGCAGUACAUAGGCAGGUCGAAGAAAGGUGAUAAGGGCCAUAUUAGGUUAUCGAACGCAGCCUUGAAAGUUCUUUUGGAUGCCAAGAAAGCCAAAUUGGCAGACUUUGAGCCACUUCGACCGAAAGGGUACCUCGUUGAGAACGAACGCUGGGAUCCUGUAACAGCUGGAGCAUCCUCCGUGCUAGGCACUAUGACAGACUUUACCUCUGCCUUAGGCGGUGCAUUUAUCGAUCCCUUCAAAGACGUAAAGCGCGUCCGACCAGAUGGCACGCGUCGCUCAGCCGGUACGGCGACAGCAGUUGCAAGCGGGAAAGCUCUGCAGGGCAUGACGACCGCUGUGGUGAAGGGAUCGCUCGUAGAUGUCCCGUUGGCAUUCGCUGAAGGAUUUCGCAACACACCGCGACUGUACGGAGAAAAGGUCGCGGAUUAUGGUCCAGUCACGGAUUGGAAGAGCGGUGGCACAGUUGCAGCAAAGAAUUUUGGUUUUGGCUUCUACGAAGGCUUAACUGAUAUCGUAACGAAACCAAUGAAAGGGGCCAAAGAAGAGGGAGCUUUGGGCUUCUUCAAAGGUGUUGGAAAGGGGUCUCUCAAUAUGGUCGCAAAACCAGGCAGCGCAACGUUUGGAUUGCUCGCGUACCCGGCCCAGGGAAUUUAUAAGAGAAUUCAGUCUAUGAAGACGAAUAAGGCGAGGGACGCGGUAACAGCUGGUCGGGUUGAGUCAUUGUCAGAUGGAGAGCAGGGGGCGACAUCACCAGAUGCUCCCCAAGUUGUUAAACGAUUCCAGGAACUGAUAGGGUAA